Linum tenue is the source of this 117-nucleotide messenger RNA. The record is from the annotation of a GenBank genome assembly. Lineage: Eukaryota; Viridiplantae; Streptophyta; Magnoliopsida; Malpighiales; Linaceae.
AUGAGCUGCUUGGUGGAGAACAGAGUAGACAGGCCGUCGAUGGGGGAUGUGGUUUGGGGGCUGGAGUUCGCCAAGGAGUUGCAAUGCGGCAGCGAGGAGCGGGUGAAGGGAUCCUAG